UAUAACUCUAUUCUUGUUUUGAGAUCUGGCAAGUACAAUCGCAGCAAACUAAUUGUUUUGUUUAGUUUAUUACAACGACUACUACUACUACUACUACUACUACUACCUCUACUACUACUGCUGCUGACUAACCUGAGAUCACUUCAGAUUCAGCAGUGAAACCUAUGAUCAAAGACGUUUUAACUGUGACAGUCUUUAGUUCAGACAUUAUAUAUCUUGUGCUGGUUCCCAUUCCUUUUCCAACUCACCGGAGGAAAUUUAACUGCUCUUUCUGAAAAAAAAAAGGUUAUAUGACGCACCCCUUGUCAUCUCUUGUAGCUGUUGUUAAGAAACAGUCGACAGUAUUCUCCUCACCACCACUAUAUGUUCUAAAUCAACAAGUCCCUGUCCUUCCCACUUCCAGUAAGAUCUCAUUACUAGUGAAGGAAGUUAUUAAUGGAAUAAUCUUGGAAUUGUUUUUACCAUGUCUUCAGACCUCCACAUGCUUCUCAAUUUACCAAAGUAUCAGAGGAUACAUUGUGAAACAUCGAAGUCAAAACUGGCUUUUAAUAAACCCAAAGGUGAUAGCUGGAUACAGCUGGCUGGACACGAACAAACCUUUGCUCCAGCCACAAGUAACACAAUCUGGAAGAGACGAUUGUCUGAUGACAGCAACGAAUUCCAAACAUACAAAGAACUACAGACUGAUGUAGCCAAGACUAUUGUUCCUAAAUUCUACCAGCAGAUUGAAUACCAUGGGCAGUAUUUUAUUGAAAUUCAGAAUUUGCUGGAAGAUUUCCAUGAUCCGAACAUAAUUGAUAUGAAAUUAGGAACCAGGACAUUUCUUGAAUCAGAAGUGAUAAAUGAGUCAUUAAGGACAGAUUUAUUUAAGAAGAUGGUCAUGAUUGACCCUACAGCACCUACAGCUCAGGAGAGACAAGCAAAAGCCCUAACCAAACUUCGGUAUAUGCAGUUUAGAGAACAGCAAAGUUCAUCUGCAUCACUGGGAUUCCGAAUCGAGGCUGUAAGGAUGUCUGGAGAAGCACCAAAUGCUAAUUUGAAAAAAGUCAAAACAAGAGAACAAGUUACACAUAUCAUUCACAAAUUUUUGCGAAACAAAGUAGUACGACACUCGUUUCUUCGGCGUCUCAGAGAGAUGCGUUCCGUUUUAGAAUCAUCAACAUUUUUCAUGAAACACCAGUUAAUUGGAAGUUCGUUAUUGGCAAUAUAUGACAGCACUGGCAAAACUGGGGUCUGGCUAAUAGAUUUCACAAAGACAACUCCUGUACCAGACCACAUCCAAAUUGACCACCGCAGCCGCUGGAAGAAGAAUUCCUAUGAAGAUGGUGUCCUCUUCGGUUUAGAUAAUAUCAUACAGAUUUGGGAAGAAAUGGAUGAAGACACUGCUGAAUCUCAGACUAAUGUCAAACUUACGUGAAUGUCAUAGUAGAAUGUCUGUGUGUCCCCUCAGACUAGGAUCAGCAUUUCCAUAUAGAACCCCUAUGCAGAAAAGCAGUGUCUUUGAAGUUUACCAAUCAAAUUUGAUAAUCAUCAUUCCAGACAUACUCACACACAUACUGACAGUGUGUGCAUGUAUAUAUAUGUGUGUGUGUGUAUAUAUAUAUACAUACAUAUAU
Octopus sinensis (East Asian common octopus) is the source of this 1616-nucleotide messenger RNA. Its product is annotated as inositol-trisphosphate 3-kinase homolog. Gene Ontology annotation, biological process: inositol phosphate biosynthetic process. The record is from RefSeq and is a predicted model, not a curated record. Lineage: Eukaryota; Metazoa; Mollusca; Cephalopoda; Octopoda; Octopodidae. The transcript has 10 exons. Gene Ontology annotation, cellular component: nucleus; cytoplasm. Gene Ontology annotation, molecular function: inositol-1,4,5-trisphosphate 3-kinase activity; inositol tetrakisphosphate kinase activity. Bases 464 to 1417 code for a protein of 317 amino acids.